GCGGUGCGAGUUCCUUCGUGAGACACUGAGUCUUGUGUCGUCCGCUCUGUGUUUGUCAAAAUAGUCAGAAGCCGCAGCUUCCUCGACAGCUGCUGAAAAAUCGCUUGUCAACCCCGAAUUUCACUGAGGAAGAAUCAUGACCCGGGACAAUCUUACUGCGAUACUGUACGGAAUUAACGAUUUGCGUCUGGAGAACACGAGUAUCGAAGAUCCGGAGGACAAUGAAGUGCUUCUGGAGAUGGGAUGCGUAGGAAUUUGCGGAUCGGAUGUUCAUUACCUCGUUAACGGGAGGAUUGGUGACUUCAUAGUGAAGAAACCGAUGAUCAUAGGCCAUGAGUCUUCCGGUACUGUUGCCAAACUUGGGAAGAACGUCAAAAAUUUGAAGGUCGGUGAUCGCGUUGCCAUCGAGCCUGGUGUGCCAUGCAGAAUGUGUUCGUUCUGCAAAGAAGGACGUUACAACUUGUGUAAAGACAUAGUAUUCUGCGCAACUCCUCCCGUGCACGGCAGUUUGAGACGGUUUUAUAAACACGCAGCUGAUUUCUGCUUCAAGUUGCCAGAUCAUGUAAGCUUAGAGGAAGGAGCGUUGUUGGAACCUUUGUCUGUUGCAGUGCACGCAUGCAAACGGGGUGGAAUCGGAAUUGACUCCAAGGUGUUAAUCUUGGGAGCUGGUCCGAUCGGUCUAGUAACAUUACUUGUAGCUAAAGCCAUGGGAGCCAACAAAGUAGUUAUUACUGAUAUUGUAGAAAGUAGACUGAACAUGGCAAAGAAACUCGGUGCCGAUGAUACGUAUCUGGUGCAAAGAGAUAAAGCGGAAAAGGAUAUGGUAGUUGACAUUCACACAAUUUUCGGCGAGGAACCUAACAAAACGAUCGAUGCCUCCGGUGCACAAGCCUCAAUUCGUUUGGCGAUCCUCGCGACCAAGUCUGGUGGAGUCAUGGUAGUAGUAGGGAACACUGCUCCGGAGAUUCAGAUUCCGCUGAUCAAUGCAAUAACCAGAGAAGUUGAUAUCAGAGGUGUCUUUCGAUACGCAAACGACUAUAAGGAUGCACUAGAGCUUGUCGCGUCAGGUAAAGUAGAUGUAAAGCCAUUAAUCACUCACAAUUACAAGAUCGAAGACACCAAACAAGCGUUCGAGACUAGCAGGACAGGAGCUGGUGGAGCUAUUAAAGUCAUGAUUCACUGUAAAUGAACAGAUUGCAAAACAGAGAGAUUUCUAGGACUGUGUUUAGGUACAAAACGCGGUUACAAGACGCUAACGCUAAUUCAGUCAUGUAGCGCUCACAGUUGCAAGCUCCGCGAACUAAAAGCUUUUUGUUGUAUUGUGAGUUGAGCAACAUGACAAACAUAAAUGAAAAUAACUAUAUUGAUUUGGCAUCGCAACAGAUUGCAAUUUUGGGUGAAAUUGCCGCAAUUUUGAUAAAGCUUCUUGAUUUUGAUUUUAAUAAAUAAAUAAAUAAUAAGUAUUUGUUCAAAUCGAGCAAAUGACAUUUGCACAACGUUCGAAGAACACAUUUUAACGUUAUAAGCGCUAUUAGCAUAUCGUGUCUUGAAAUCUUGAGCACAAGUUAGCGCGAGUGAUGACGUUGCAAUGUAAAAACAAUGAUGUCAACAUCACAUUUUGGUAACGCUACAAACCUUCACACAUCGCCAAAGUGCGUUCGUAACAAAAGCGCGCUCCCCAAACACAGCCUAGAUAUCAAGAGCAACUGAAACACAUAAUCGUGAUCCUUAUGAGGAAUAUUUACGAGAAACCUUUAAGUCAUUUGUUGAAUAUGUUGAAUUAAAUUUCAUUUUUCAAAUCUUUUUCUAAGAAGCAUAUAUAAAUUAAUAUUUGCAAAAGACAUAGGGCCAAAAAAAUAUACAAACAUAGUCCACGUUUGACCAAAUAUUUUAACAUUGCUUUUCUAACAUUAUUCAUCAUCUUAUAUAAACGCUGCACUCUGCGAAGCAACUAUUACACGUGAUGUGUCUUUUCAUUUUAGUAUUGCUCUAAAAAAAUAAUAAUUUGUUCUAAAAAACAGUGAAUGUUAUUAAUGUUUCGAAUGUUAUUAAGAAACCUCCAAUGCAUGAUGAUAUGUACAUAUAAUACAGCUUUCAUAAAAAGAGAGAAACCUAGAAAAAUAUUCGAUACAACGGAUGAACUUUAGUGAUGACAUAUUAAUAAUACUGUUUGUUGAUAUUUUUCUCAAAACAAUAAAAAUAAAUGUAUUUUUUAUGAGAACAAUAAAAUGUUAUUCUGCAAUUAAACUGUUAAAUAAGA
Molecule: messenger RNA, 2260 nt
Organism: Pseudomyrmex gracilis
Lineage: Eukaryota; Metazoa; Arthropoda; Insecta; Hymenoptera; Formicidae
Product: sorbitol dehydrogenase-like
Exons: 8
Coding region: 137-1189 (350 amino acids)
Biological process (GO): D-sorbitol catabolic process
Molecular function (GO): zinc ion binding; L-iditol 2-dehydrogenase (NAD+) activity
Source: RefSeq, a predicted model, not a curated record